UUUUUUUGGGUUUGGCUUCUCUUGGAAUUCUUGGAGCGAGGCUGAUCGUUGUAUGUACUCUCUCUUCUGUAGCUACUCGGAGGUAGACACAGACGUCACAGAGACAGAGAGUGAGAGAGAGAGAGAGAGAGAGGCUGAUCAAGAAAGAUUGUGUGUUUUCUGAAUGCAAAACUGACCGGAUAGAGUUUUGGGAUUUUUCCUACUCGAAUUUGAAUUCCAAAAUGUCACAGUCAGAUAUCCGGAAGUGGUUUAUGAAGUCGCAUGACAAAGGCAAAGGCAAUGGCAGCACGGAUUCUAAGCCAGCGAAACCUGCACAACCACCUGUGACACGUGUAGCGGAGAAAACUUCUCAAGCUAAGUCUCAGCCUGAAAAGCCGGUGCAAGCAAGCCAAGAAAAUUCAGGCAGAAGGAAAACCAGCAAGUAUUUUUCUAAAGACAAGCCCAAAGAAGAAGAACCAGUGGAGGUUCCAUCCAAAAGAAAGAAUCAAAAGGAUCUUGAUAAAUCAGAUAAACCCUUGCCUGGCAAAAAAAUUCGCAUAGCUGAAAGUGAUAGUGACGAUGAUUUCAUCUUGCCUAAUUCUAAGAGCUCAGAUGAUGCUACUCCCAAAAAGAAAUUGAAAAGUGGAUCAGGCAGGGGAAUUGUACAAAAACGUCUGGCUGUUGAUGAAAGUGACGGAGACGAUGUGGAAGAUAAGGAAGCUUCUCUUAAGUCGACCGGAAGAGGUCGUGGUGGAAGAGGUGGAUCAGGCAGGGGAGUUGUAAAGAAACCUCUGAACGUUGAUGAAAGUGAUGAAGAUGAUGUAGAAGACAAGGAAGCUCCUCUUAAGUCUACUGGAAGAGGCCGUGGUGGAAGAGGUGCCUCUGCAGCAGCUCCAGCUGGCGGAAGAGGCAGAGGUGCUGGGCGGGGUGGGUUUAUGAAUUUUGGGGAAAGGAAAGAUCCUCCAAACAAAGGACAAAAGGAAGUUCCUGAAGGUGCUUCAGAUUGUUUGGCUGGUUUGACUUUUGUAAUUAGUGGUACGCUUGACAGUUUGGAAAGGGAAGAAGCGGAAGACUUGAUUAAGCGCCAUGGUGGCCGUGUUACUGGAUCUGUCAGCAAGAAAACGAAUUAUCUCCUAUGUGAUGAAGAUAUUGGGGGGAGGAAAUCCUCUAAAGCUAAAGAGCUUGGUACGACUUUUCUUACGGAGGACGGAUUGUUUGAUAUGAUUCGUGCAUCAAAUCAUGCUAAGACACCUGCUUUAGAAUCAAAGAAAUCGAUGGAUAGUGCUGAUGUAUCUCUCACAAAGAAGAGUCCGCAGAAAGUAGAAACAAAGAAGAUUCUGAGUGAUAGCUCCUUGACAAAAAAUGUAGCCAAAAAAGGUUUGACCUCAGGUGCUUCCCCAGCCAAGCAAAGAGGUAAAUCUACUCAGUAUUCUGCAUUGACAUGGACAGAAAAGUAUAGGCCAAAAGUUCCAAAUGACCUUAUCGGGAAUCAGUCAUUGGUAAAGCAGCUUCAUGAUUGGUUGGUAAACUGGCAUAAGCAAUUUCUUGAUACUGGAAGUAAGAAAACGGGUAAAAAAGCAAAUGACUCUGGUGCCAAAAAGGCUGUACUGCUGAGUGGAACUCCUGGAAUAGGGAAAACAACAUCGGCAAAGUUGGUCUGUCAGAUGCUUGGUUUCCAGGCUAUUGAGGUAAAUGCUAGUGACACUCGGGGGAAAGCUGAUGCUAAGAUCGAAAAAGGAAUUGGUGGAAGCAAUGCAAAUUCUAUAAAAGAGCUUGUCAGCAAUGAGGCCCUGAGUAUUGAUAUGGAUCGGUCAAAACAUCCAAAAUCUGUACUUAUUAUGGAUGAAGUUGAUGGGAUGUCUGCUGGAGAUAGAGGCGGAAUUGCUGAUCUUAUUUCUAGCAUCAAGAUAUCUAAAAUUCCUAUCAUCUGCAUCUGCAAUGACCGCUACAGUCAGAAAUUGAAGAGUCUUGUGAACUACUGUUUGCUUCUCAGCUUUCGGAAGCCUACCAAACAACAGGUGGCAAAGAGGUUAAUGCAAGUUGCAAAUGCUGAAGGCCUUCAAGCCAAUGAGAUUGCGCUGGAGGAACUAGCAGAACGAGUGAAUGGAGAUAUGCGUAUGGCACUAAACCAGUUGCAGUAUAUGAGCCUCUCAAUGUCAGUCAUAAAAUAUGAUGAUGUGAGGCAGCGCCUGCUUACCAGUGGAAAGGAUGAAGAUAUUUCACCCUUUACAGCCGUUGAUAAGCUAUUUGGUUUUAAUGCAGGGAAGUUGAGAAUGGAUGAGCGGAUUGAUUUAAGCAUGAGUGAUCCUGAUCUAGUCCCUCUUCUUAUUCAGGAAAAUUAUAUUAACUAUAGGCCAAGUUCAAUCGGUAAAGAUGACAAUGGGAUGAAACGUUUGAAUUUGAUUGCCCGAGCUGCUGAGUCUAUUGGCGAUGGGGACAUUUUCAAUGUACAGAUACGAAAAUAUCGGCAAUGGCAACUUUCUCAAAGUGGUUCUCUGGCAUCCUGUAUUAUUCCUGCUGCACUGUUGCAUGGGCAAAGAGAGACACUUGAGCAGGGAGAAAGAAAUUUUAACAGAUUUGGUAGCUGGCUGGGAAAGAACUCAUCAUUAGGGAAAAAUAAGAGGCUUUUGGAGGAUUUGCAUGUCCAUCUUCUUGCUUCACGUGAAUAUAAUUCAGAGAGAGAAACCCUGCGAGUUGAAUACCUUACACUUCUCCUGAAACGAUUGACUGAGCCACUACGGGUCCUGCCUAAGGAUGAAGCCGUCCAGGAAGUUGUUGAGUUCAUGAAUACAUACUCCAUUAGUCAGGAGGACUUUGACACUGUUGUGGAAAUAUCCAAGUUUAAGGGGCGUCCAAAUCCUAUGGAUGGUGUACAAUCUACUGUUAAAGCAGCACUGACCAGAGCAUAUAAAGAAGGGAACAAAUUCCGGAUGGUACGAGCUGCAGAUUUUGUUACACUUCCUGGAAUUAAGAAAGCCCCCAAGAAGCGGAUUGCAGCAAUUCUAGAACCAUAUGAUGAUGAAAUAGGCGAAAACAAUGAUGACCAAGUGGCAGUAAGUGAAGAUGAUUCUUCAAAUGAAGAGGACUUGGAAGGUUCAGCUGUUGGUGAGAAGUUGCAACAAGAACUUCAAAGUUUGAACUCAAAAGGGGUGCAAGUCCAAGUGGAUUUGAAGGGUUCAGGAAAUUCAAAUGGCAAGAAAACACCAGCUAGUAGAGGAAAAAAUAAUUCAAGUGCCUCGCAGAAAAAAGGCGCAGGAGGUUCAGGGUCCGGUACCAAGAGAAAGAGAUAAUAAAAUGAAAACGAACUGGGCUUGAUGUGUGCAGUUUUCGGUGUUUAUAACCAAUGUACUUGGCACUCCCAGUACAUGAAUGAUUUUUGUAGAUAGUGAGGAUUUUUUGAUGUGUUCCUCAGGCAGUGUUCUACGUGUACUGGGGUUGCUAUGGGUAUAUAGUUGUAAGCUGUGAUCUAUAUUUUUCAGUGAAUGUUGGGUGAAUUUAACCAAGGAAUGCUGACAUGGAACAUUAGAUAUUUGCCAUGAAGUUCACAGUCAAAACUCGUAUAAAUACUUCUUCAGGUGGUA
This is a messenger RNA of Ziziphus jujuba (common jujube), 3560 nucleotides long. Its product is annotated as replication factor C subunit 1. Gene Ontology annotation, cellular component: DNA replication factor C complex; nucleus. The coding region runs from base 222 to 3269 and encodes 1015 amino acids. Gene Ontology annotation, molecular function: DNA clamp loader activity; ATP binding; DNA binding. The record is from RefSeq and is a predicted model, not a curated record. The transcript has 23 exons. NCBI's taxonomy places the organism in Eukaryota, Viridiplantae, Streptophyta, Magnoliopsida, Rosales, Rhamnaceae. Gene Ontology annotation, biological process: DNA repair; DNA replication.